This is a messenger RNA of Carassius carassius (crucian carp), 817 nucleotides long. RefSeq lists its product as uncharacterized. The transcript is spliced from 2 exons. The record is from RefSeq and is a predicted model, not a curated record. NCBI's taxonomy places the organism in Eukaryota, Metazoa, Chordata, Actinopteri, Cypriniformes, Cyprinidae. The coding region runs from base 19 to 804 and encodes 261 amino acids.
UCACUGUUACUUGCUUUAAUGGCGGAUGAAUGUCUCCACUCUGUGCAGCUCGAGCUCGAGGCCGUGAGAAAGCAGAUUCGCGACCUGGAGGUGAGGCAGGCCCAGCUGAGAGAGCGGAGAGCCGCGCUGGAAUCAUCCCGGGCUGACGCUCACAAGUCCGGGGUAAGUAUACAGCGAUCUGCUAACAGUCCCACCACGUCUACUCCGUGUGUUUCUCUGCACAGGCCCAGUGCACCCAGGACGCGAUCUUCCCAGAUGUCCUUCACUGCGACGCCGGGACACCACGGACCCUGGGUGCAUCCACAGUGGAGGAUGCGAGCCGGGUCCCGGGCGACGACUUCUCCCCCUCCUGCCUUCGACAUCUCCAUCCGGAACCGCUUCGCUCCCCUCCGCGAGACAGGACGCGACGCUGUGAUCAUCGGAGACUCCAUCGUCCGACACGUAAGUGCUACGUUAGCCGAAGGUAAAGUGCACACUCAUUGUUUGCCUGGUGCUCGUGUUCUCGAUGUUUCUGCGCAGAUACCCGCGAUCCUGAAGGCCGACGAGAGCCCCAGAGCGGUCGUGCUUCACGCCGGGGUUAACGACACCACGCUGCGGCAGACGGAGACGCUGAAGAGGGACUUCAGCAGCCUGAUCGAGACGGUUCGCAGCACGACGCCCGCGGCGACGAUCGUCGUGUCAGGACCAUUGCCCACGUAUCGACGAGGACACGAAAGGCUGUUUCGCGCUGAUGGAUUACACCCCAGCAGAAUCGGAGCGGAGCUGCUCUCUGACAACAUCUCCAGGACACUUCGCUCCAUGUGACUAGUAAGACAAU